GAGCUAGGCAGGAGUCGUUUCUGUGAGUUUGUUUCGCUGAGUCUUCCUCCCGUGUACCCGCGAUACUGUUCUCAUCACUUUCUCCUCUGUUUUUAACUCCUGUUUACUUUAAAAACAAAAGCCGAGGCUCUCACCUGACUCUGGGUGCCCUGGAUGGGAGCCUUCCUCCGCUAAGAUCAGGGUGCUGAAGCGCAGACACCUCAGGGCUCUGGGGUGAUGCCUUAGAGCCACAUGAGCUGAACAGGAACACUCCCCGGUGUGCUGGUGGCUCCAUCGACACGGCCACCAAGUCGUCCUCCUCAUCAGCCCACCACCCUUGAGCUAUGGAGGCUGCGGAGGUCCCCGUGGGCUCCCUCAUUGACUUUGGGACUGACACCCCCACCUCCUGUCCCCUGGAGGCACCCCCUUCAGCACUGCAGGACCGGGAAGGGGACGGUUCCCUGGACGAUGGCGCGUCCGAGAGCGAGACUACCGAGUCAGCAGACAGCGAGAAUGACAUGGGCGAGUCCCCUUCCCACCCGUCCUGGGACCACAACCGCCGCUCUUCCUCCAACGAAUCCUUCUCCUCUGGCCAGAGCACUGAGUCGGCACAGGACGAGGAGACCGUGGCACUCCGCGAGUUCAUGCGCAGCUAUGUAGAGAAGAUGUUUUCUGGAGGGGAGGACUUGGAGCAGGAGGAGAAAGCCCAGUUUGGAGAGUACUGCAGUGGUGACAGCGGCCAAGGGCGUGAGUGGUUUGCCCGCUACGUGAGCGCCCAGCGCUGCAAUUCCAAGUGUGUCUCAGAGGCCACCUUCUACCGCCUCGUGCAGUCUUUUGCGGUGGUGCUGUUUGAGUGCCAUCAGAUGGAUGACUUUGGGCCUGCCAAGAACCUCAUGACGAUGUGCUUCACUUACUACCACAUUGGUAAACCGCAGCUGCUCCCCUCCGAGUCCAAGGAGAAGCCUGUGGGGAGCAUCGACGCCUACUUGAGGUCCGCCAACAGCUGGCUGGCUGAGAAGAGGGACAUUGCUGCGCGGCUGCUGAAGGACACCCCCGGCAGCACUGAGAACGCCAAGGGCUUUUUUGGGGGGCUGGAGACCAAGCUGAGGGGACCCCUGAUCAAGAGAAAUGAGGACGACGAGAACAAGCCCAAACAGAAGCUGCCCAAGACUGUGACGGUGUGCAGCCCUGAGGACGAGCGCAAAGGGGAAAAGAUCUACCUAUACACGCACCUGAAGCAACAGCCCAUCUGGCACACGCUGAGGUUCUGGAACGCAGCCUUCUUCGACGCUGUGCACUGUGAGAGGAGAAAGCGGUCCCCCACCACCAGGGAGAAGUGGUGCCACAUGACCCAGGAGGAGCGCGAUGACAGCCUCCGCUUCAAUGAGAACAUCACCUUUGGGCAGCUGGGCACGUUUACUCACAACAUGUUGGCCUUUGGCUUGAAUAAGAAGCUGUGCAACGACUUUCUGAAGAAGCAGGCUGUGAUUGGCAACCUGGACGAAGAGCAGUACAAGCUGCUUAGUGACCACAUUGAGCAGAUGGCCACUGAAUAGAGGCUGGAGGGCACACCUGCUUUCCUGGGCCAGCGACUGGCCGUCUCCCUCGAUGACCCUGCAUGACACCAGCAGUGCCCACAGCCACUCCUCGCUGCCCUCGAACUCUCAGAAGAAUCCAGCGCCCGUGCUCCCAUUGGCCUGCACCUGUUCCCCCAUCCCCAUGCCAGAGUGUCCCUCGGAUCAUGCAGUAAGAGCUGAGGUGCCCUUCUGCACCCCCUGUGCCAGUCUUGGGAGAUGAGACUGAGAGUGAGGAGGAGGCCAUGGGUGAGGCGGCACGGGGCACUGUUGGCCUAGGUCCCAUCUGAGGAGCGCAGGGGUGAGAUGCGACUGUGUGCAUGCAGAGGCGACCACCUGCAGUGGGGCACAGAGCAGGCUUGCGCUGGCCUGCCUGUCUGCCUGCCUGGGACUGCAGCUGGGGAGAUGUGCCCUUCAACGGGAACAGAGACACUGGUGCAGAGGACAUUCCCUCUGUCCUAGCAAGGCCUACCCCUGCCACAGGAUUAGGAGAAUCCAGCCGGCGUCCCCGGCCACUAGGCUCUCGCUGGGCAUCCUUCAGGGCCAUCCGUCAGCUGGAAGCCUGCUCUGAGGCUGAGUCGCUGCAGCAGUGUCAUGCUGUGUGUCCCAGGCAAGGAGCACAGAGGACAGAGGCUUCUUCAGGAACUAUGAGAGCGCCGUCCUUCCUAAAUCAGACAUCACCGCUGCUCAUGCCAGAGGAGGCAGUGCGAAGGCGAGGGGGACGGGCUGCGGCUGCUCAGGCCAGCUAGCACCGUGGACUUGGCAACAUCUCCAGGCCCUGGGCACAGGGCCCUUCACAUCCCUGUGCAGCCCAGGCCUUAGUGUUUCUCUCCUUACCCUGCAGAUGCUCCCUUCAUGUUGUCUCUGGUGCCAGAAACCACGCGCUGCUCUGUGCACCGUGCCAGGCACAGCGGGCCGACCGUGACCCUGAGGUCCCCGCCGCAGCAGUCAGCAUGCUGGCCCCAGAGCCUGUGGUUUCGCCCUGCAAAUGUUGCUGAUUAGCCCUGGCCCGCUCUGCCUCCUGCCGUAGCCGUCUGCUCACUGACCCUGACACGGGCCCCUGGGCUCUCCUCCCCACCCGUCAGGCAUCCCCCGCACUCCCGCCCUCUUCCCUCCCGGCCUCCUCCAGCAUUCAAUCAAAUUAAAUUACUGUCUCAUUUGUGAGCGCAA
Molecule: messenger RNA, 2723 nt
Organism: Ochotona princeps (American pika)
Lineage: Eukaryota; Metazoa; Chordata; Mammalia; Lagomorpha; Ochotonidae
Product: KIAA0513 ortholog
Exons: 12
Coding region: 324-1535 (403 amino acids)
Source: RefSeq, a predicted model, not a curated record